UAUGAAAAGUUUCAAAUUCAACAAAAAAUUUAUCGAAUCCUAAGAUGAAACAUCAAUCCGCUGUGAUCUCCAAAUUUCAUUCUCAACCAAUUCAUAAGAUCCAACCCUCCAAUCCCUCGCCCUAAUCAGUAAUCAAUCAUAUCCAACCAUGGUAGUCCAUUGGAUCUACCGUAACUUUAAGGUGGACCUUCUCCAAUGUGUUUUGUUUUGGAUAUUAAGAAUUCGUCAAUAAGAAAGGAAAUUGGUUGCUCUCCUUCUCCUAACAUGAUAACAACGUUAUUACGGCAAAACGCCACUAAUGGAAACUUGGAUGUAUUAGGAAUCAUGUCGUUUUAGUUGGGUAGGUUGCAGCACAUAUGUCAAAACUUAAUCAAAACAUCCAAAGUGUCGUCAUCGACAGCAAACCUCCAUUCCCCACUUUAAUCUUCGUUUUGAAGAAGAAGGUUCCCUUUCCUUCAACAAGCAUCUCACCUUAAAAACUAAAAUAACUACAUAUCAAUCGCAUUCAUGGAGAUAGCCCAUUCAAACAUUUCAAUCUUUGUCUUUUCAGUAACUAUUUUGUAGGUAUGCAUACGAUGCUUCAACAUCUAACAACAAAUUUUCCAUUUGCGUUCGUGUUCGUGUAUAUUAUAUGUAGUAGAUGCGUGUAAGAGAAUGACAUAAGUUACACUCGAUUGUCUUGUUUACAAUACAAGUAACCAUGAUGAAAUAGUUUUUGAUGUAGUACCGUACAAUUUUUAAAAGGCAUUGUGUUCAAUUUUUUCUGAAACCUGCUGAUGUUAAUUGUACUUUUGCAUUUGUGUAAGAGAUUCAGAGUUCGAACCGUUUUAACGACGAAAUCCAACAUUUUUUUUAUUAUGAAAAAGACUCUAGAGUAUGAGUAUGGCUCUUGUUGUUUAAUUUAUUUUGAUGUUGAAGAAGGUGUAAGGGAGCCGAUUUAAUAUUCAAUACUUGGACGUCUCUCAGUAACUCAAAUUUUUUGUUGAUAUGAUAUUUUUUGUUUCAACAUAUCCCGAUAAUUCAAGUGCUUCCUAACAAGAUAGAUAUUCAAUUUUCGAGAAAAAAAAAAGAUAUUCAAUUUUUCUUAUAAUUUCUAUCGACCAAUAUUGAUUAUUCAAUAUCUCUAUACUUACUUGUCUACAACAAAACUGACAAUAGAAUAAAAAAUGUGAUGCUGUCCGCGUUCAUCCAAAUCUAAUUCACAAUUUGAAGGAUUUUGGUUAUGAGGUCAAUAUCAAGAAAGACAUGCUUAUCUUUAUAUAGUUAUUAUUUUAUCGGUUCUUGUUGAUCUCUACACUUCAUAUUGACAUUGCAUUCUCCUCUUCGUUUUCACAACUGCAAAUUGAGUUAGUUUAUAAAUGCUACCAUAGCAAUUGGGAGUUGGUAGUAUUCGGUAGGGGUGGAAUCGGUUCGGUUUGGUUAUAACCGAUAACCGAUUGGUCGGUUACCGAUUACCGAACCACCAUCUCCCUCUACCGAACACCGACCGACGCCAUUGCCUCGGUUAAUCAAUAACCGACCGGUCGGUUAUCGGUUAGUUGGUCGGUUAACCGAGAUAACCGAAAAAUGAUGGUGGUUCGGUUUUAACCGGGUAAAAUUAUGAGAAUUGUCUAAAAUGAAAGGUUCUAACUUACAUUUCUACAUCUAAAUCACCAAAUUAAUGUCUCAAAUUCAACAACAUAAAAUUAUAAACUUCAUAACAGGGUAUUUUCACAUCGUUUUGGUGAGGGGGGUGGUCGGUCGGUUAUUUUCGGAUAUUUUUGGUUAACCGGAUAACCGGUUUUCGGUUACUCGGUUAACCGAAAUACCUAUUAGGAGCUCCGACCACCAACCGAAGCAUAUAAUUUUCGGUUAUCAGUUAACCGGUAACCGCCGGUUAUCGGUUUAACCGACCGGUUAACCGGCAACCGAUAACCGAACCUCCAGCCCUAGUAUUCGGUCAUGAUUCAAGGGUUGAAAUUGUGCGUGAGACUUUGAGAAUUCGAAAGGAUGUCCUCCAAACUGAUUAUCGAGCAACCAUUUGACUGCUGCUCGAAUCGGCUACAGUUAUUCAUCUUCAUCACACGAUUUAACGAAAUUGAAAUUCCUUAUUGCAGUUGGAUUGACAGAUGAUCAUAUAUAACAAGUUACAAGGAAGGCAAUGCGGUGAGAUGACAAACUAUCUUGCUUCUAUUGCUCAUUCUCGGGAUUCACUUAUUCACUGCCCGAUCGAGUACACAUGUUGAACUAUUGUUUGUUGUUUAAAGUUGAUAAAAAUUUGUUCCUGGCAACACCAGACCAGAUAGAAUUAGGUAGAACACUAUUUUUAACAAAAGCCAUACCUGACCCAAUGCGUUAAUUACAAAAUCGGAUAAAAUUCGUUCCUGAUCUAAAACUCGGCAACACCGGACCGAAUCGAUUAGCUUGGGGAGCCCGAUAACAAAUAAAGGCUAAAAAAAUGUAGAGACUAGAAAGGAGUUGGGGAUAAAAAUGAAUAAUGAUUAGAAUGAAAAGCCUCAAUUACAUACUAACAAUCUCACGUUCCUAUGUCUGUAUGUUACAAGCAAUCCUCCCUUUUUGAAGCUUUUUAAGUGGGGCCUCACUCAUGUUCUCUAUCCCCUUUUUUGGGCUUUGCACGUGAGGCCCAUGGGUUCUCCUUCCUUUGCGUACCUGCUGUGCUCUUCUCUGCAAAACGCCCGUGGCCCGUGGGACAACAAUACAGCUCUUCUCUGCAAAACAACGCCCGUGGCCCGCGGGACAAUUUCUUUUUGGGUUAUAAGUAUAAUACUCUCGAUGUUAUUUUAUCAAUAUUUUCAUUUACUAUUUUUACAUUAAAUAUGUUUUUUUAAUUUUGAAAAAUUUAUCAAAUAUGUCAUUCUGUUAAAAUUUUCAUCCAAAAAUCGUUAACCACGGCCGAACUUUUGUUUGGGCUACACAAAUGUCUAAAAUAUCCCUAAUAAUUUCACUUUAGAAUUUGUUGUCCUUUUGUAUAGCCAAAUAAUUCUAAAAAUUUCACUAUGACGAGACCCAAAUAAAUUAAACAGGGGACAAAACUGACAUUUUCCCUCUCAUUUGCCUAUGUUAGGUUGUCUAAAUCUUAGUUCAACCAUGAUUGACAAUUUUUUCAAUGAAAAUUUUAACAGAAGGACAUGUUUGAUAACUUUUUCAAAGUACAGGGGCAUGUUUGAUGUAAAAAAAUAAUAGAGUAGCAUGUUUGAUAAAAAAACACAUAAUAGAAGGACAUAAUAUAUUUAUAACCCUUUCUUUUUUUAAUGCAAUUAACCGAUUAAUCCGUGCAGUUUUUGAUCGAUUCGAUGUAGUUUAGGAUAUGCUUUGGUGAAUAACGUCCUAUACUCAGACAAUCCUACUCAGUGGCUUCAGGAUUCCAGUCCAUGCCACAAAGCUCGGGCCCAUGAAAAGGCCCAGGCCCAGGCCCAGAUACUCCUACAGACAGUCCUACUCAGUUGUCCUCACUCCUCAGUAGCAUCCGUUCCGUCUUGUGAAAGAAAAACGUCCAGAGCGCCCCCUUGAAAACAAAAACAAAAACUGGUUCCACGGUUCUAAAUGUUGACGGCGGCACUGCGGUCAUCGAGUACAUCAUCUCUCCUCCGCCGGUCAUGGCACUGGCAGCGAGUUUUACCAGCCUCCCAACGCGGUCUCUGCUCUUCGUCAAUUGUGGCGGGAAGCAACGACGGCGGAGGCGAUAGGAGAAGCUUGCUGGAGCUCGGUGAGGUGGAGAAAAUCCUCACCGACGUGCGAGCCGACGACGUGAAGGUGAUACCGGUCGGGAAGCGCUGCGAUUGGGUCGAUUACAUGGUGAUCGCCACCGGAAGGUCCACAUGGCACGUCAAGAACAUCGCCGAAGCUCUCAUUUACAAGGCAAGGCAGAAGCAGAAGGGAGUUGAGAGGAUGAUGCUUCCAAGCGUGGAAGGGCAAGAAGAAGGGAAGUGGAUCGUUGUUGAUUCGGGUAGGGUGAUAGUUCAUGCUCUUGAUGAGAAUGCUAGAGCUUACUACAAGUUGGAUAACCUCUGGAAUUCAGACCCAUCUCACAAGGAGCCCUCUCAGGAUCUAGCGAAAGCUUUCGUGAAGAUAAGACCGAAGAAUAAUUCGAAGAAGAGAGUGCAGACCAGUGCUUGAAUCUGGGUUUUCGUCUUCCACUCUUCCCGCAGUUGUUCUUUUGCACCAGAAUUGAACUGAGAAAGUGUCUGGGUUUCCUGGUUUGUAAAACUUCAGAUUCUUUGAGAUUUCGGUUUCGUCCUGUUCCAACGCAUUCCACUAGUUGUUGUGGUGUAAAAUAGCCCUUGGAUUGCCCAAAAUAACUCUCAUAAUCCGUUCCGCUCGCGGAUUUGGCCGUGCCACUGCCUGCAAUUUCUACUUGGGUAACAAAUUCAUUGAGCUUGUCGGUUUUAUUCCACUUUUAAAAAACCUUGGUGAUGAGGUGAUAAAAGUCUAAUAAAAAGUUAAAAACAAUGGUAAAUUAAACUUAAUAUCCAAACUUUUCGUUUUAAACAAUAUAAUAUUCAAACCUUUUCGAAAACAAAUUAAUAGGCAAUUUGUCA
Molecule: messenger RNA, 4538 nt
Organism: Linum trigynum
Lineage: Eukaryota; Viridiplantae; Streptophyta; Magnoliopsida; Malpighiales; Linaceae
Source: the annotation of a GenBank genome assembly